Molecule: messenger RNA, 1602 nt
Organism: Rhizophagus irregularis DAOM 181602=DAOM 197198
Lineage: Eukaryota; Fungi; Glomeromycota; Glomeromycetes; Glomerales; Glomeraceae
Source: RefSeq, a predicted model, not a curated record
AUGGCAUGCUCAAAAGUAUUUUCAGGGGAUUUACCCGAAUUAACAGAUGAAAUUAUGCAAUAUUUAAGAAAAGAUUUAUCAACAUUAUAUUCAUGUAUUUUUGUUAAUAGAUUAUGGUGUCGUCUAGCCAUUCCAUUAUUAUGGGAAGAUCCUUUUUUAAUUCCUAACCAACAUUAUCGUUGUAUUGGAGCUUAUUUAAGCUUUUUAAAUGAAGAUAGCAAAGCAAAAUUUAAUGAAUAUGGAAUUGAUGAUAAAUUAUUACUUUCAAAUACAUUAUUCAAUUAUCCCAGUUUUAUUAAAUACUUUGAUACAUAUAGAGUUUGUCGUUCUGCUAGUAAAUGGGUCGUUACUUUAAUUGAUGAAUGCAAUGAGAAAUUAGAAAUCUUAGUUUAUAGGUAUUUAAUUGAAGUGAUAAUUGAAAAUGAAGGAAAUUUAAAUUCUUUUGAAGUUGUACUACCUACGGAUACGGAUCAUAAAUAUUUUAAUGAUAAUAUGGACUUAAUUUUACAAAAUCCAAAUUUUACAUGCAACAUCAGUAAUUUAAGAUUAUAUAUUAGUGAUGAAUCUUCAUUUAGAAAUGAUAUUAUUAAAUUUUUUAAAUUUUUAUAUUCUAAUUGCAAUUCAAUCUCAUCAAUUUUUUUUAAAUUUUUUAUACAUGAUCGUUCAUUAAUUGAAAAAGAUUUAUCAGAAAUAAUUAUUUCACAACAUAAUCUUAAAAAAAUCACAUAUGAUUUUACUUUUUAUAAUCUAUUAUCAUUAAAAGAUUCUAAUUGUUCAAAUACUUUAAAUACAAUUAUAUUUUAUAACGUUGAUUUUAAGUAUAUAGUUAAUGAUUUACAAGAGGUUUUUGAUCAAUUGAAUGUUUUAGAAUCUAUUCAUAUUAUUUAUUGUCUAUCUUUAAAUUCUGAUUUUGUUAAACAAAUUAUUAAGGUUAAUAAACCUUUUAAAUUGAGAUCUUUGUUUUUAGAAGAAAUACUACACAUUGAAUCAUUGCAAUUACUAAUAGAGAUGUUUAGUAAUUAUUUAGAAAAUAUUGGAUUUGGACUUAUAAGUCACGGAUAUAAUGAACAGCAGAAACGACAGUUAUUUAAAUUAAUUAUGAAAUAUUGUACAAAGAUUAGAUAUUUUAAUUCGGGUAUACCUGAUGAUAAUAUUUAUCAAUUCAUUGAAAAUAAUCAACAUUUUAUUAAUUAUAUUACUAUUGAAAUUAAAAAAGAUUAUGAUACUUUAAGUUCAAAUGUAUUACAAAAUUUAGGACAAGUUCUUCCUUCUAAAUUAGAAUAUUUACGUUUAAAAUUUUUAUUUAAAACAAGUGAUCUGGAAAUAUUUCUAAAAAAUUCACAAAAUACUUUUAUUAAGAAAUUAAUAAUUGGAAAUAUAAUGUCAAUUAAAGGUGAAAAUAUUUUAUUUUAUAUAAAGGAAUAUAUUAUGAAGAAGGAAAGGGUUAAAUAUUUGGCUAUUGUUUUUGAUGAUGAAUUGAAUAAUGAAAUAUUUCAUUUAAAAGACGAAGUAAAUGAAUUUAAAUUACAUAAUAUUAUAGUUAAAAGAUUCUCUGAUUUAUAUAUUGAUGCAUAUAAUUUUGUAAAUGAUUUAAAUAAAUAA